AUGUUAUUAAAUUCAUUUUUUAAUUGUUUUUUUCUAAUAAUCUCAAUAAAUAUUAUUCAAAUUCAAUCAAAUGAUGAUCCUACAAAUGGAUCUAAACUACAAUGUUAUGUUGGGCAAAAAGUACAAUACUGGAAUGAAGAAUGGAUUGAAAAUUUAAUGUCUAUUAGAUGUAGUUUGUCUUAUUGUUCAAAUAUGACAAUUAUUCAUACAGAUAGAAGUGAAGAAGCGAAAGUUAUUAUUGAAUAUAGUUGUGGAACAGAUACAUUAAAUCUUUGUGAAAAUGUUUCUAAUAAAUGCUUAAAUGCUGGCAUACAAAAUGUAACAACAUGUUGCUGUAACACAAAUUUAUGUAACAAUUCAAAUUUUUUAACUUUUUCAAUUUCUCUAUUAAUAAUAAUUUUUUUAACAAAUCUUUAUAACUAUAUAAUUUAA
This is a messenger RNA of Strongyloides ratti, 432 nucleotides long. RefSeq lists its product as hypothetical. The transcript has 2 exons. The record is from RefSeq and is a predicted model, not a curated record. NCBI's taxonomy places the organism in Eukaryota, Metazoa, Nematoda, Chromadorea, Rhabditida, Strongyloididae. The coding region runs from base 1 to 432 and encodes 143 amino acids.